Saccharomyces mikatae IFO 1815 is the source of this 1491-nucleotide messenger RNA. RefSeq names its product ribose phosphate diphosphokinase subunit PRS5 (gene PRS5). Gene Ontology annotation, cellular component: ribose phosphate diphosphokinase complex; cytoplasm. Gene Ontology annotation, biological process: purine nucleotide biosynthetic process; 5-phosphoribose 1-diphosphate biosynthetic process; ribonucleoside monophosphate biosynthetic process. The record is from RefSeq and is a predicted model, not a curated record. Gene Ontology annotation, molecular function: ribose phosphate diphosphokinase activity; magnesium ion binding. The transcript has a single exon. Lineage: Eukaryota; Fungi; Ascomycota; Saccharomycetes; Saccharomycetales; Saccharomycetaceae. Bases 1 to 1491 code for a protein of 496 amino acids.
AUGUCUAUGAGUAAUAUUGUUGUCUUUGGAGGGGAUUCGCACCCCGAGUUAGUCACUAAGAUCUGCGAGAAUUUGGACAUUCAUCCUUCACAGGUAGAAUUAGGGAAGUUUUCUAAUGGGGAAACGAGCAUUGCGCUACGUGAGUCUGUUCGUGAAAAGGACGUGUACAUUAUCCAGAGUGGGUGCGGCCAAGUGAACGACACGUUCAUGCAGUUGCUGAUCUUGAUCAGUGCCUGUAAGUCAGCUUCUGCCUCGAGGGUUACAGCUGUGAUGCCAUAUCUCUGCUACUCGAGACAGCCGGAUAUCCCAUAUACUGCCAAGGGUGCACCCAUCAUCUCAAAGCCCAAGGAAAAUUACACUUUUGAAUCUCAUCCUGGCACCCCUGUGUCAUCUUCAUUAAUGACGCAAAGACCGGGUGCUGAAAGCUCGCUGAAGAGUUUGGAUAGUGCCAUACGAUCCACGAUCAAUUUAGAAAAUCCUCAACCUAUCAGAACGCCAAACAACAUUGCGACGGCAAAUAAUAAUUUCGAUAUCAAGAAGACGCUUUCUUUUUCAAGAAUCCCCAUGAUUCCCGGUGGAAAGUUGCAAAAUACGAGCAAUAGCACGGACGCUGGUGAAUUAUUCAACGCACAAAAUGCCGGUUAUAAGUUGUGGGUAGUACAAGCCGGUACUCUGAUUGCUCAUUUAUUGAGCGCUGCAGGAGCAGACCACGUGAUCACAAUGGAUUUGCACGACCCACAAUUUCCUGGGUUCUUCGAUAUUCCAGUCGAUAAUCUUUACUGUAAGCCUAUUGCUCAAAACUAUAUCCAACAUCGUAUUCCAGACUAUCAGGAUGCUGUGAUUGUUUCGCCAGACGCCGGUGGUGCCAAAAGAGCUACAGCUAUUGCAGACGCUCUAGAGUUGUCCUUUGCUUUAAUUCAUAAAGAAAGAAGGUCACAGUUAUUAAAGGGUCCUCCAGAUGCCACAUUGACUUCUGGUGGUUCACUGCCUGUAUCUCCAAGACCAUUAGUGACUACUUUGGUAUCCUCGCAGAACAUGACCACUUCAGGUGCCGCUGCAGUUGCAGCUCUUGAAAUGAAGAAAACAACUUCAGCCUCUUCUACUUCGUCUCAAUCUUCUAAUUCGUCCAAGUUCGUUCAGACCACCAUGCUUGUUGGUGAUGUUAGAAACAAGGUUUGCAUUAUAGUGGAUGAUUUGGUGGAUACUUCAUACACAAUCACCAGAGCUGCGAAAUUAUUGAAGGAUCAAGGAUCUACCAAAGUUUACGCUUUAAUCACGCACGGUAUCUUUUCCGGUGAUGCGCUAGAAAGGAUCGGUCAAAGUAGUAUAGACAAACUGAUAAUUUCCAAUACAGUUCCUCAGGAUAGAACGUUACAAUACCUAGGUAAGGAUAGAGUGGAUGUUAUUGACGUUUCUUGCAUAAUUGGUGAAGCUAUCAGAAGAAUCCAUAACGGUGAGUCCAUUUCAAUGUUGUUUGAACACGGUUGGUAG